UUUUAACCAAAUUUCUGUAUUUUUUUUGCGUAUAUCCCUUUUACAUUGGAACAAGGCGAAAGGUUAUGUGGAUAUGAGUUUCCGGAAAGUAUACGAGACUUUGCAGGAACUUUUUCCACUGAUUGAUGUUCGAGUUCUUAAAGCUGUUGCUAUUGAGCAUAGCAAGGAUGUUGAUGAGGCUGUUGUAGCAGUAAUUGAUGAGAUAAUUCCUUUCCUUGCUUCUCAUAGUGUUUGUGACAGGAAUCCUGAGGUGGAGGGUGAUAUUGUUCGGUUGACGUUGACAGUGGAUGAUGAUGUAAAAAUGGAUGCUAACAUUCACUCUCAAGGUGAACCACUUGUGGUGGUUGGUGAAAAUAGAGUGCACACUUGUCAAAUUGAAGUUUUCGAAGAUCCUGAAACAGAGAGAACACAUUCAGCAGAAGAUGGAACUCGAUGUGGUGGUGAUCCUCUGUCUACGUUGGGAAUGUCGCUGGAUGUGGAAACGGGUGUUGGGCAGAAGACGGAUUGUAUUCAGGCAAUGGAAGCUGGGAAAGCUCGGGAUAUUUCUGUUAGUACUUCAGGGGUGGAGGCGGAGGUGUCUGAUGUGCAUGAGAGUAAUUUAGAUGGAUUGAAUUUACCUUUGUCGACUGAUAGUGCUUCCAGCGGGAAAAACAUUAGCAGUACUCUUGGAACGGAGGAUGAUUCAACCUUGAACGCGUCCAUGUCUAAUAAAAAGGGGAUUAUUGAGGUCUUGGAGGAAAUUAUUGCUGAUGCAAGAAAUAAUAAGAAAACAUUGUUCGCGGAAAUGGAGUCUGUGAUCAACUUGAUGAAGCAAGUGGAGGUCGAGGAGCAAGCUGCGGAACAAGCCAAAAUCGAAGCUGAAAGAGGUGAUAUUGAUUUGCUGAAUCAGGUCGAGGAGCUGAAAAGAAUGCUGCAGCAUGCGAAAGAAGCAAAUGACAUGCAUGCCGGGGAAGUUUAUGGUGAGAAAGCCAUCUUGGCAACAGAGUUGAGGGAGCUCCACUCUCGACUGCGUUCCCUAUCAAAUGACAGAGAUCAAUCACUUGCAUAUCUGGAUGAGAUGCGUCAAUGUUUAGAGGUCCGACUAGUUGCUGCGGAGAAUGAAAUUAAAUCUGCAUUGAUGAAAAAACUGGAGAAGGAAGAAGUUACUAGGAAAUCCCUUGUUGAACAGGAAUUAAUCAUGGAACAAGUGGUGCAAGAAUCAAAGAUACUGAGACAACAUGCAGAAGAUAAUGCGAAGCUGCAUGAAUUUCUCGUGGAUCGCGGGCAACUGGUAGAUACAUUGCAGGGGGAAAUUGCUGUUAUAUGUCAGGAUGUGAAGCAGCUAAAGGAGAAAUUCGACCAGCGUCUUCCGCUUGGCAAAUCACUCUUCUCCGGCAAGACGAGUUUCCUCUUAGCUUCUUCGACCUCAUCAUUGAAAAGCUUCGUUCCAGAUCAAGUGUAGCCUUUGGCAACCAAAGACGAUGAACAAUUGAACACCGGAAAUGAAACAGAUCACGUAAACGACCCUGAAAACGAACCAGCUAGGGUAGACUGCAGGUCGCUCGCGGAAAACUACGGAUGGGAGCUUUUCGACAGCAGCGAAGCUAAAGCCUGAGUACUGGAAAUACUAAUACAUAUCACGUAAACGGGAGGUUUUCGACAGUCGUGACUGCAUUUUUUGAAGAUGAAUAGAGGGAAAAUAACUUGCAAUCUUUUUUGUAGAACCUUGGUUCUUUUGACACCAUCUUUUUUGGCUCUCUGAAAUGAGUAGUAUUUAAUUGUAAUAAAAGUGAAGCAAAAAUUACAUCUUUGAUUACUAAGAAACACUAAUAAGGUGCUCUUUUUGUUUUACAUUGAUAUGUAUAUAUAUACAUA
Salvia hispanica is the source of this 1854-nucleotide messenger RNA. RefSeq lists its product as uncharacterized. Lineage: Eukaryota; Viridiplantae; Streptophyta; Magnoliopsida; Lamiales; Lamiaceae. The record is from RefSeq and is a predicted model, not a curated record. Gene Ontology annotation, molecular function: ubiquitin binding.